Messenger RNA from Amyelois transitella, 3290 nucleotides. RefSeq lists its product as uncharacterized. Gene Ontology annotation, molecular function: oxidoreductase activity. The coding region runs from base 2343 to 3140 and encodes 265 amino acids. Lineage: Eukaryota; Metazoa; Arthropoda; Insecta; Lepidoptera; Pyralidae. The record is from RefSeq and is a predicted model, not a curated record. The transcript has a single exon.
UCUGUUUAAUAAAUCUCAUCAUAAAUAGGCAUUUUAAAAAGUCUAGACGCAAUAACUAAACACGAAUUAUCACAUUAUCUCAUGUUAUUCCAUGCCUACAUAAAAAUGGCAUAUUUACGACUUCUAACAACGAAUCCCGAUUCAUUCCUCACUAUAAAAAGAAAAUUUAAUUUCUUACUUAGUUAUUUUUCUCGUCAUAAAUUUCGUUAUCGUUUACAUUGAUACUAUAUUGUUCCAAUUUCAAUGGAAAUCCCGUCUAAAGUCUGUUCUGUUUUCACAGCUAAACUGCUAGACCGAUUCAAAUGUAUUUUGGUAUGCAUUUAGCUAAAAAUCCGCGUUCUUACAUAAGAUACUUUUUAAAAAAAAAUCAACCCCUGAAAUACCAAAAUGAGAGGUUACGUAAAAAUCGACUAAAAUUCAGGCGGAGCCGCGGGUAACAGAGAGCUAGUGACGACAAAAGAAAGAGUCAUUGAUCAUGGCCACGCGCCACGCCAUGGCCAGAGGGAUGAAAACUCAGUACUUUUCGCUUGCCAGUUGGAAAGUUUUACCAUUCUGCUUCCAACGUUUUACAUACUUUUUGAACGGAAUUGUAUAACACUUCAUUAUAUAAUACUAAGGAUUUCAAUUACCUAAUAAAAAAAGCAUUAAGUACCAAUUGACUGAUGACAACAUACAGUUAAGUCAACCAUACGUCAUGAGACCCGGCACAUAACUCUACGCUGUGGUAAUAAAGAGGAAUUUGCAGUGAAUUUGAGUAAGUUGAUAUGCUGUUGGUUAACCUUAGAGGUAAAACUUAAUGGCGUCGUAAGCUCAAAUUUGAUACGUAGGUUUGUUCGUAGAACUGAUGACUUUCUAAAUGGCAAUGACGUUGCCCAUGGCAAUUACCGGGAUUUUAGUGAAGCCGUGGGCGUAUUACUAGGAUACACCCACUUCACUAAAAUCACGUUCACACAUUUAUUGACACAGAUUCACAAUACCCCUCAUAUUGGAACCGAAGGGAUUGAAAACGCCUUAUCGAACAAAGUUCGUGAAUAGCUCGAUAAUAUGCUUUUUUAUACUAGCGACCUGCCCCUGUUAAAUUUAUAAUUUUUGGACCCAGGUGUUUGAGCUGUGCUUUGAUAUGGUAGGCAAUGAGUGAGUCAGUGUCAUCUUCGAUAUAUUUAGAUUGCUACAAACAUAGGUUCCUAAAAAAUAAUUAUUAAGAAUUUAUUAUAAGAGGAGAAAAGGUUUUUUCUUAUUUUGUAGGUACUUGCCAAUCUGAAAAAUAUUCUAUAAUAACAUCAAUAUAAAUGAUGCAUAUUGAUAAAACCCUGAUUAGUAUGAGCAAAGUCAUAAAUCAAAUACAAAGACACAAAAUGACUCGGCAAUAAUUGGUUUCAGUUUGGCCUGAUAGUAACGCAGCAAAAAAUAUGGAAAAUUUUAAAACCUUAAUUUUACAUUUCUAGACCAUGUAAGCACUUUUACGUUAGGAAAAUAAGAGCACUAAUAAGUUUUUUUAUUAACAUUUCUCUAAUUAAAGAUUUAAAAAGCUAACUGCUAACAUAUCAUUGCAGCAGUAACACGUAGUCUUUUAUUUUUACUACAUACUUUUUAAUAUGUUAUUGAAUGUAAAAUAAUCUGAUCAAAGAGUAAAUGGCCUUAUGUCAUUUGUAUGAGUACUUAUAGGUAUGAAUUUGAAUUCCACUUAUUUGUUGUCAUUAUCCUCUUUCGGAAAAUAUAAGUAGGUACUCAUGUACCUACAGCUCAACGCUUAACUAUUUAUCAAUUAUACAAUGCAUGUGCAAAGAUGAAUAAAUAAGGGUAAUUAGUAGUGAUAGGCAGGCAGUUCAACAUAAAAAAGUCAUCAUCGGUCAUAUCUACAUUAAUGUAAAUGCAGAUAUAAGUUCCGUAUGAUUUGUUUUUCUUGCUAGUAAUACGCAAUUAAGUCUAGAUUAAAAGUUCUUCUAAUUUUUAUUUUAACAUAAAUAUAAGAAGAUAAAAUAAUGAAAUAUUUUUUCCAUCACCUCAGAUAAUUUUCAGAAAUCGAUUCGACAUUAAUGAAUAUAUAUGAAAAUGAGAAAUAUUUCAUUAUCAUACCGCAUUAUAAUUACGUACCCUGGCGUGAUAUUCAUAGCUCUAUGUUUCAAUAUUAUCAGCCUAUAGCAGAAAUAAUUUUUAAGAGGUUUUUUCCUUAUAUACAACGGAACUCUCACAACCAAGUACUCAUCAUUUUGGUAGAAAUAAGACCGUUUAUCUAUUUAAAAAGAUAAUGUGUUUAUUUAUGUAUGUAAGUAUAUAAAAACAGAACAUCUUAAUAUUGGAGUCGUUAGUCAGUAUCCAGAUUCCAUGAGAUCGUUGUGAAAAUGGAUUUUAAGAAUAAAGUAGUUAUUAUAACUGGAGCAAGUUCAGGUAUCGGAGCUGCUAUAGCUUUACUAUUUACAAAAAAAGGUGCUAAGGUUGUUAUGGUCGCAAGAAAUGAAGACAGAUUAAAAAAUGUAAGAUCGAAUUGUGAAAAAUUUGGACAUCAGCCUCUAGUGAUUGUAGCUGAUGUUUCGAAGGAUUCAGAAGCAAAAAGAGUCAUAAAUACAACUGUGAGUCAGUACGGACGUAUAGACAUUUUAGUAAAUAGCGCUGGCAUUAGCAAAAUUGCAGGUAUAGUGGACGAUAAUGCAUUAAAAGUAUUUGACGAAGUAAUGAGUGUUAAUCUUCGAUCAAUCGUUUCCCUCACCCAUCUUGCCACUCCACAUCUUAUCGCUAGUAAGGGCAAUAUAGUGAACGUAUCAAGCAUUCCUGAUUUUGGAGCACUGGCAGCUAGAACCUUUUCGUACAGCACUUCUAAAGCAGCUUUGGAUCACUUUUCGAAAUGUGUUGCAUUUGAACUAGCUCCGGAAGGAGUGCGGUGUAAUACCGUCAACCCAAGGCCAGUUCGGACCGAAGUUAUUGCACAUACUGGUGUUAGUAAAGAAGAAGAAGAUGCUAUUUGGAAAGAAAUUGAAAAGGUUACAGCUCUUGGAAGGGUGAGUGACGCUAGCGAAGUGGCCGAAUUAAUUGUGUUUUUAGCAAGUAACAAGGCUAGAGGUAUAACUGGAUCCUCGUUUGUUACUGACAAUGGAUCGUUAUUACAAGGAGUGUCCAUGUCGACAUCGUUUGAGUUUAAGUAGCCUUUUUUUAUUUCAAUAAAAUACAUGCUACUCGAAAUUAAGUAUUUUUAUUAGUUCUCUCACCUUCCGUAUUAUUUUUAAACAAAAAAGAAAAGAAAUGCGGAACCUACAGAAAGCAUGUUUCGAAUUAUUUCAAUUGUUUCUCCCGAU